AUGCCCGGAGCCGUAUCGAACGGCAACAAGGUCGUCACGAAGUUCUAUGCGGAGGACAUCGUGCAGCGUGCCGGCCCGCCUCCGCGCACAGGCGUGGUCAUGCGGUGCUGGUAUGACGACGACGUGCCUCCGCCGCCGGAAGAAGCGAUGGACCCGCUCCUGCGCCCACUCGACCGCGGCGAGGUCGGCGUCUCGUUCUUUCCCCAGGGUCACCGCGAAAUAUUGAAAGAGGCCGAGCUCGAAUUGUUGGAUCGCUCUUUCCAGCCCGGGGACCUGUGCAAACGCAGCAUCGACGACGUGCGCUCGGGCGUGGUCACCCAUGUCGAUGUGCAGUGCAGGCUCGAACACGCCAUCAGCGGCCAGGACGUGCCGGGGUGGAAGACUAUGAACGAGAUAUGCAGCACGUUGGAGUGCGAGCUGGGGGACUAUGUCGCUUAUAACGAAUGGAUAGGCCAGGUGGUCGAGCUCUUCGACGAGAUAGUAGUCGAGACCCAGAACGGACUGGUUCGACUGCCGGAACUCAGCUCGCGGCUGUCUAUUGGCGACAGAGGGAAUGACAUCAUCCCUCCGCCCUUGUCCCUGCCCAACCUAUUCAACCUAUUCAACAGGCACCAUAACACCCACGAAGACGUCGUAGUCGGUCUGAAGCACACAGUAGUAGCGAUAUCCUGGCUCGCGAUUAACCAGUCGCUACCGCCCUCAGCAGCCGUCAACGCCGUGCGACCGGACCGUUUCUGGUCAGGCGCAAAGCUUUCUGAACUCAGACUCCUGCGUUCUCGCGCGGAGCAACUCGCACGUGUGGGCGAUAAAGUCCUGCUCAAGUCAUGGCAGAACGGGCCCUUGACACGGCACGGCAAGCCCACGGACCCCGGAGGCGAUAUCGAGGUUCGCGCGUAUGUGGUCAAGGAGACGCAGACGAGGGUGACGGUGUUGUGGCAAGAUGGGAAGAGCGAGGUGACGGAUGCCAAGGCGCUUAUCCCGUAUCUGAAUCCGGACGAGUAUGAUUGUUGGCCUGGAGAACAUGUCAUGUGGAAGACGGAGGACGAGAAGCGGACCGCAGUCGUACUCUCCGUAGACGCCAACGAACGCACUGCAAAAGUACGCUACGGCGACACUGGCGAAACCCAAAUAGCAUCCGUCCUCGAACUCGACCCACACGGCUCGUCCGGCUGGUCACCAGCAGCACCAACACAAUUCGACGGGCUGGGCGUACGACGAGGAGACUUUGUCUUCAUCCAUAGGGAGGGCGACACCAACGGUCUGGAACCGCCCAGGGUACCCAGGAUAGGCGAGGUGGAGCCAUGGGUGCGGGAAGCGCCUAUUGUGCAUGAUGACGGGCACUACGCUGGUUGGAGGGAGGACAUGUACAGCAUCGGGAUGGCGAUUGCGAGGAGAAGGGAGCAUGAUGACUCACAUGAGGGCGCGAUCAGGAGGGUCAGGCCGGGCGACACUUCGUUUGACUGGUUUGGCGAGGUUGUGGAGCUCUGUCUUGAUGGUACCGUCGGGAUCGCAUUACCGAGCGGCGCAACGAUCAACGUCCCGUUGAACCGUCUAACACGUCUCUACGACACACUAGAGCAGCUCGAAGACAUCAUUGACGAGGGCACUCUUCCUGACGAGGAAUUGAUGGAGGAGAUCAUGGAUGAGGACGGCAACUGGCACACGCGCAUGGGAGAGGACGAAGACGAUGCUGAAUGGGAGGACGACGAGGACUCGAUGGAGGUCGAGGACGAGUGGGGCUCGGACGAGGUGGUACCGCCCACGACAGUCGAGAUACCUCCUUCAGAGUUUACGGGCUCAUCGAAUGGCGGGUGGUGGGGCGACGAUCAGAGUAAAGACAGCGCUAUACUGUCGAGCCCCGAACCGCCCGCGUCAUCACCGCCAUCAUCUACCGCAUACUCGCCCUCGCCGGAGCAGAUGAAGGAAGCCGCCUACGCCAACGGACGUGCAGGUCCUUCACAACCCGCAGCACCCUCACCGCCAGAAGACGACGCCGACUCACCCUGGAAGCGCUUCGACGUCCUAAGCGAAGCACCAGUCGACCACGCAUUCUACAACACUCCCAUCGCGCAACCUUCCCGUCAGUUCCUCGGCCGUCUACAAAAGGAGUACCGCGCGCUGCAGAGCAGUCUACCCGAUACCAUCCUCGUCAGGGCUUACGAGGAUAGGUCGGACUUGUUGAGGUCACUGAUCAUCGGGCCGGAGAAUACGCCGUAUGAAGACGCGCCGUUCGUUAUUGAUUGGAUGUUGCCGUCCGAUUUCCCGCAGAGUCCGCCUAUCGCGCAUUUCUUGAGUUGGACAAACGGGAACGGGCGAGUGAACCCCAAUCUGUAUGAGGAAGGCAAGGUCUGCUUGUCUAUUCUCGGGACGUGGGCGGGCGACAAGAGCGAGUCCUGGAGCCCUGCGCGAUCAUCCAUCCUACAAGCGCUGGUGUCCAUCCAGGGCUUGGUGCUCGUCAAGGAGCCGUGGUUCUGUGAACCUGCUUAUGACAAACUGCGCGGGACGGAAGAAGGCAUCGUCAACAGCCGCCUGUACAACGAGAAAGCCUACGUCCUCUCCCGCGGCUUCGUCCGACGCGCUCUCGAGCUCUCGCCUGGGUCACUAGAAGCCGAGAUCAACUGGCUCUACCACAAACAGGGCAAACUACGCCAAUUGCUCGAUGACUCUCGUGCCUUGAUCAAGAAGAGUCGCGAGGAGCCUGUGGAUAGCAAGACCGUUGUGAGUAGCGAUCGUGCUGUGCCGCGUCUGACAGGCGGCGCGAUUAUCACGCUUGAGCGUACACUGGGCAAGUUGGACGCGUUGGUCAAGCCUGCGACACCGUCGUCAUAA
This is a messenger RNA of Peniophora sp. CBMAI 1063, 2829 nucleotides long. Lineage: Eukaryota; Fungi; Basidiomycota; Agaricomycetes; Russulales; Peniophoraceae. The record is from the annotation of a GenBank genome assembly.